This is a messenger RNA of Ogataea angusta, 1029 nucleotides long. RefSeq lists its product as uncharacterized. Gene Ontology annotation, molecular function: RNA binding. Lineage: Eukaryota; Fungi; Ascomycota; Pichiomycetes; Pichiales; Pichiaceae. The record is from RefSeq and is a predicted model, not a curated record. Bases 1 to 1029 code for a protein of 342 amino acids. The transcript has a single exon.
AUGCCAGAGAAACGAAAAGCCGCGGAGCUCGAGGAGUUGGAGAUAAAACUAGACGAAAAAGCACCCUUAUCGAAAAAGGAGGCGAGAUUGCUCAAGAAGGGAAAAAAGUCCAUUGAUGAAAUACAGGCGAAAAAAGCAAUAGUUAUUCCUGUGGAGGAACCUAAGACCGCUGAGAAAGAGCCUGAAAAGAAGGCCAAAAUAGGUGUCUGGAUUGGUAAUCUCGCUUAUGAUACAACCUCUGAGGAUGUUAAGAAUUUCUUGGUGACAAAGAGUGAGGAAAUGGAACCAGCUAUUACAGAAAGCGAUAUUACGAGAGUGAAUAUUCCCAAAAAAACCGCACAUAAAAUCAAGGGAUUCGCUUACAUUGACUUCAAAUCACAGGAACAUGUGGGAACAGCUAUUGCUCUCUCUGAGCAAGAAUUGAAUGGACGCAGAUUGCUUAUUAAGGAUGCCAACUCGUUCGAAGGAAGACCUCAGAAAUCUGAAGAACCACUUUCCAAAAAUCCGCCUUCUAGAAUUCUGUUUGUUGGAAAUCUUUCAUUUGAUACGACAGAAGAGCUUUUAGAGGAGCAUUUCAGACACUGCGGAGAGAUUAUUCGCAUCCGAAUGGCUACCUUUGAAGAUUCAGGAAAGUGCAAAGGAUUUUGCUUCAUAGAUUUCAAGGACAUCGAGGGCCCAACCAAUGCUUUGAAAGACAAGUCCGUGCGCAAACUAAUCAACAGACCUUUGAGACUGGAAUACGGCGAAGACAGGUCUGCUAGAAAAGUUGGAAAAAGAGUCACAGACAAACCGGCAAUUACAGAGGACAGAGAAGAGAAAGAAGUGCUUCAUAGAAAGACCGAACACAAGGUUGUUGCAAGGGAGAGAAGCACAGGUUUCCAAACUAAGAAACUCAACUUUGAGAAAAAUAAUAGAUACAGCUCGCACGACUCGUCCAAAAGAGUCGCUUCUUCAGUGGCGUUGGCCAAUGCACCGAGACAGAGCGCAGCCAUAGUGGAGGCCAAAGGUAAGAAGAUUAAGUUUGAUUAA